Polypterus senegalus (gray bichir) is the source of this 2056-nucleotide messenger RNA. RefSeq names its product serine/threonine kinase-like domain-containing protein STKLD1. The record is from RefSeq and is a predicted model, not a curated record. NCBI's taxonomy places the organism in Eukaryota, Metazoa, Chordata, Cladistia, Polypteriformes, Polypteridae. The transcript has 19 exons. Gene Ontology annotation, biological process: protein phosphorylation. Gene Ontology annotation, molecular function: protein binding; protein serine/threonine kinase activity; ATP binding. Bases 123 to 2024 code for a protein of 633 amino acids.
CCUGAAGCGUCCGGCUGGCGUCUCCUCGUUUCCUAGCAACGCAGAGAGGCCAUUGACAGCGGCGCCGAGGUUUGGUUUAAUGGUUCAUUUCAUUUUAGAAAACAAGCAGAAAAGUGAAACGAAUGGAGAAAUAUGAAAUUUUGGAUAAAAAGGAUGCAGGUGCUUAUGGCUACACCUUCAUUGUGAAAAACAGGAGAAAUGAUCAAAUUUACACAAUGAAGAGGGUUGAGUGUCGUGAUGAAGGAGAGGCCAACAAGGCAUUACGGGAGUCACUCUGCCUUCUGGAAUUACAACACUCAAAUGUAAUCGGCUACAAGGAGGUGUUCAUGAUAUGGGAUCCUAAGAUUUCAUCUGUUAUUGUGUGCCUGGUAAUGGAUUGUUGUGCUAUGUCAAGCCUUUCCGACUUGAUCAGAACAAAAAGGAAGCAGGAAGAUAAAUUUGAUGAAGCAGUGAUUAGGAAGUGGCUUGGCCAGCUGAUCGACGCUUUAGUCUACCUGCACAAACAGAACAUCAUUCACAGAAACCUGAAGCCAUCCAAUAUAUUACUGAUGCCAGAUCAGUCCUUUGCCAUUUUUGACUUUAAUGUUGCCUGUCUGGCUGAUGAUGAGCAGAAGCUGAAAGUACGAAUGAAAGAAAAUAAAAAGUCUUGGAUGGCUCCAGAAUCUGUAACAUGUUAUGAGUGGAGCGAAAAGUCUGAUGUUUGGUCUUUAGGCUGCAUCAUCCUGGAAAUGUUGACUUUGACUUUGUUAAAUGAGGAUGCUGCUAUGUCUCUCCUACAAAGAAUCCGAGAAGAUUCUGGACUUCUGAAAUCUUCCCUUGACUCAUUGGGAUGCUCCCAUGAUCUCUGUCAGUUACUGAUGAAAAUAUUAGAGAAAGACCCAGACCAGAGACCUACUGCAUUAGAUCUGGUCUAUGUUCCUUAUGUGAAGGAAUGCCUGUUGGUGUGUGGCUCUCCACUUUCUGGUCUAAAGAAAAGACUUCCAUUUGGGAUAACAGGUGCCCCGUGUGAGGAAGGACAGCAAGCUGUGCUGGAAUUUAUGCAGAAAUAUUUUGAUGUGGAGGAAGCACAGAUUUCCGGCCUCAGAUUCUUCCUGGAGGCUGAUCAAGCUGCAUUUGCAGUCACCUCCCAGUUCAAGGACAUGCUUAUGUCUUUGAUGAAGAAUCAUGCAGACUCUCCUGAAGUCCAUCUUGAAGCCUGCAGGGUUCUGUACCAGCUUUCUGUGGCAGCCUUGGAGCGGGGACUGGAGAAAGAGCUUCUACACAGUCCUGAAGUAAUAAGCUGUAUACUGAAGGCAAUCAGGAGCUAUUCCACAGAAAUCGAGCUGCUUAUACUUGCACUCAAUAUUUGUAUGAUUCUGUCAGAAAAUGAAGAUGCUGCUCUGGCUUUUGGAAAAUUAGGUGGAGUCCAGGACCUUCUUAAUGUGAUGAGGACAUUUCCUGACAACGUGGAGAUCUGCAGACUGUGCUGUAGGACACUCUGGGGUUUAGUGCUCAACAAGAAUAAUGCAAGGAUAGCCUGUGCAGAGGGAGCUGUGGACACACUAUGCAGUAUAGGAGAGGCUCAUCUCCUAGAUGGAGGUCUAAUGGAGUCUAUGUGCUCUGCAUUAUGGUCUUUGACUUUACAAGGUAAUAUAACAGAAGGUCAAUAUGAAAAGAUCACCAGUCUUCUUCUGGAUGCCAUUAAAAAUCACCUAUCAAGACAAGCAGCGGUAAAAAAUGCCUGCUCAGCCUUGGCCAGUCUAGUCAGCGCAUCAGAAUUGUCUGCAGCACACAUACUACUGUGCAUUGAUGGCAGCAGCGGGGCUCAAUUGCUUAAAGAAAUAUACACGAACCACAGUGAUGAUCCUGAAGUAGUCGAGAACGUCUGCUCUGUGCUCAAUGAGAUAUGUCAAUAUGGUGACUUGGCAAUGGAGUUAGCAGCACAAAAGUUCAAGACAAUGCUUAAUGAGAUCAAAGAAAAGUUUGCAUCAAACAAGGAAAUCAUAGACCUGGCAGAGGCAGCUGCUCUGAAAAUGCAAGAGUAAAGAGAAGAUUAACUAUUCAGUGAUUUUGUUUA